GGUCUCGUCUGUCUAGUUGUCGACGGUAGAUGCAUAGGCAGUCCUGGAAAGAAUCUGAGGGGUGAAAGUUUCUUUCUUUCAGUUUUUAUAUAAAUAUAUUCUUUUAUUUCUUUAGGGUAUUGAAGUCCUUUAAACAUGGCUUCCUCGGAUGUUGCUCGUCAGCCGGAUCAAGGAACCCGGCCUUUGUCCCUCGCUGGCCAUGUAGGCUUUGACAGUCUUCCAGAUCAGCUUGUCAACAAGUCCAUCACACAGGGCUUCUGCUUCAAUAUUCUCUGCAUCGGUGAGACCGGUAUCGGCAAGUCUACACUGAUGGACACCCUAUUUAACACCAACUUUGAGAACUUUGAGUCAUCCCAUUUUGAACCUCAAGUGAAGCUGCGGGCCCAAACCUACGACCUGCAGGAAAGCAACGUCAGACUUCGUCUCACUGUGGUCAACACUGUUGGCUUUGGGGACCAGAUGAACAAACAAGAAAGCUAUCAGCCAGUGGUGGACUACAUUGACAAGCAAUUUGAGACUUACCUUCAGGAGGAGCUAAAAAUCAAGCGCUCUCUGCACAACUACCAUGACUCCCGAGUGCACGCCUGUCUGUACUUUAUCUCCCCCUCGGGCCAUUCGCUCAAAUCUCUGGACCUUGUAACAAUGAAGAAGCUGGACAGCAAGGUGAACAUAAUUCCAGUUAUUGCCAAGGCAGACACCAUCAGUAAGAGCGAGCUGCACAAAUUCAAGAUCAAAAUCAUGAGCGAACUGGUCAGCAACGGCGUGCAGAUCUACCAGUUUCCUCUGGACGACGAAACCGUGGCCAAAGUCAACACCACCAUGAAUGGCCAUCUCCCGUUUGCUGUCGUAGGCAGCACAGAGGAGGUGUGUGUUGGCAAUAAGAUGGUGAAAGCUCGCCAGUAUCCAUGGGGCGUUGUUCAAGUGGAAAACGAGCAGCACUGCGACUUCGUGAAGCUGAGGGAGAUGCUCAUUUGUGUAAACAUGGAGGACCUGAGAGAGCAAACCCACACACGCCAUUACGAACUUUACCGGCGCUGCAAGUUGGAGGAGAUGGGCUUUAAGGACACCGACCCCGAGUGCAAACCUGUCAGUUUGCAGCAGACGUAUGAGGCCAAGCGUCAGGAGUUCCUGGCUGAGCUGCAGAAGAGAGAGGAUGAAAUGCGGCAGGUUUUUGUUCAGAGGGUGAAGGAGAAGGAAGCAGAGCUGAAGGAGGCUGAAAGAGAGCUGCAGAGUCGUUUUGAGCAGCUGAAGCGUCUGCAUGCCGAUGAGAAAGCAACUCUGGAGGAGAAGAGGCGCCUUUUGGACGAAGACCUGAGUUCAUUCAGUAAGAGAAAAACUGCAGCUCAGCUGCUGCAGGGCCAGAGCCUCGCGGUCAACGGCAAGAAAGACAAGGACCGUAAGAAUUCUGCUUUCAUGUGAAGACUUUGAAGAUCUGAAGUGCACCUCAUUAUGACCAGUGUAACCAGUGGCCUUCUGCCAUUCCUUCCAGCCAGUCCACAACACUGCCUUGAAAAAAAAA
Cyprinodon variegatus (sheepshead minnow) is the source of this 1519-nucleotide messenger RNA. RefSeq names its product septin 10 (gene septin10). Gene Ontology annotation, biological process: cytoskeleton-dependent cytokinesis. Gene Ontology annotation, molecular function: GTP binding; GTPase activity; molecular adaptor activity. Gene Ontology annotation, cellular component: cell division site; microtubule cytoskeleton; septin complex. NCBI's taxonomy places the organism in Eukaryota, Metazoa, Chordata, Actinopteri, Cyprinodontiformes, Cyprinodontidae. The coding region runs from base 136 to 1419 and encodes 427 amino acids. The transcript is spliced from 10 exons. The record is from RefSeq and is a predicted model, not a curated record.